CGCGCGGGCGUAUUUGAGCCACGCCCCCUCCUUCGCCCUCCCUCGUUCCGCUCUCUCGCGGGGCCUCGCUCGGAGCAGGCCUCGCAGCCUCGGCCUGGCGUAGCGCGCCCAGCCGCGCGAUGACUGCGAGGGGGGCGGCGACGCUGCUGUGGCUGAGGCGGGGCCCUCGCUAGGCCCGAGGAGGAAGAGGCCGCCGUCGCCGUCGCCAUGCCGGCCAAAAGGAAGCUGGUGCCGCCGGCCCUCAACAUCACCCCCACCAUCGCCGAGGGACCCGGCCCCGCCGGGGGAGAGGGCGACGGCUCCGAAGCACAUCUCGUUGACCUCCAGAAGAAACUGGAAGAGCUGGAGCUGGAUGAGCAACAGAAGAAGCGACUGGAAGCCUUUCUCACUCAGAAAGCCAAAGUUGGAGAGCUGAAAGACGAUGACUUUGAGAGGAUUUCGGAGCUGGGAGCCGGCAACGGCGGGGUGGUCACCAAAGUGCAACACAAACCCUCAGGGCUCAUCAUGGCACGGAAGCUGAUUCACUUGGAGAUCAAACCUGCCAUCCGAAACCAGAUCAUCCGUGAGCUGCAGGUGCUUCAUGAGUGCAACUCCCCAUACAUUGUGGGUUUCUAUGGCGCUUUCUACAGCGAUGGGGAGAUCAGCAUCUGCAUGGAGCACAUGGAUGGCGGCUCUUUAGAUCAAGUUUUGAAAGAAGCCAAAAGAAUUCCGGAGGAGAUCUUGGGGAAAGUCAGUAUAGCAGUUCUCCGUGGAUUGGCUUACUUGCGAGAGAAACACCAGAUCAUGCACAGAGAUGUAAAACCAUCUAACAUCUUGGUGAAUUCUCGAGGAGAAAUUAAACUCUGUGAUUUUGGAGUCAGCGGUCAGCUCAUCGACUCCAUGGCAAAUUCCUUCGUGGGCACUCGAUCCUAUAUGUCCCCUGAACGCUUACAAGGCACUCACUAUUCAGUCCAGUCGGACAUCUGGAGCAUGGGCCUCUCCCUGGUGGAGCUGUCGAUCGGACGAUAUCCCAUCCCCCCGCCUGAUGCCAAGGAACUGGAAGCGAUAUUUGGCCGGCCUGUGAUCGGUGGAGCGGAGGGGGAAACCCACAGCAUCUCCCCGCGGCCCAGGCCCCCGGGACGUCCCAUUAGCGGCCACGGGAUGGACAGCCGGCCUGCCAUGGCCAUCUUUGAACUGCUGGACUACAUAGUUAACGAGCCUCCUCCUAAGCUGCCGAACGGGGUUUUCACUCAAGACUUCCAGGAGUUUGUAAAUGAAUGCUUAAUUAAAAACCCUGCUGAACGGGCAGAUCUGAAGAUGCUGAUGAAUCACACCUUCAUCAAGCGCUCCGAGGUGGAAGAGGUGGAUUUUGCCGGCUGGCUUUGCAGGAUGCUCCGACUGAACCAGCCCAGCACUCCCACCCGCACGGCCAUGUGACCGCCCCGCAGGUGGCCAUCUCCCCCCCCCCCCCCCCCGGUGUGCACCUGCUUAUCUGCCGUCGUCCACUGCCCUUAAGCAGAAGAACAGACCGCCCUUCUUUGCCUGGUUUCUCUUCCGUGGAGACGGCAAAGCACCAGUCCUUUUGAAAAAACCAUCCACUCCUCCGGAAGCGAGAGCAGAGGCCGGCUUGCUCCGUCCCACACCCGUGUCGCUGCCCGCUCUCCUUUCUCCGGGCUGAACGCUGCUCAAAGCCUUCUGACUUGGGGGGGGGGGGGGGUUGUUGCUGUACAAGUGCUGCUGCUGCUUCUUGUUUGGUAGUGUCACCAGGUAUUAGAGGGGGGCGCACGUUAUCACGGUAAGCCAGUUGCUCCAGUCGUGCACUUGUUCUCUUGGGGCGGGGCGGGGGCUAGAACGGUUGGCAGUCGAUUCUGCAGGCGGGUGGAAACCUUUGCAUAAGGAGCGGUUGGGGCAAAGGUGGGCAGGUUACCAAACAGUGUGACUGUUUGAUCAACGUUGGCAGAGGACAGGCAGGCUCCAGCCCUGUGUCUUCCUGGAGCCUGCCAGGGGAAGCGGGGGCGGGGGGGAGGAUAGCAGGAGGGCAGUGAGAUUCAGGAAGUCUGCUUGGUGGGUGAGAGGACAGCAGUGUGCUGCUUCUCGCCCUCUUCUCCUUCCCUGUUUUAUUUUUUAAACAACUUGGUCUCUUGCACGAAAGAGAGCCUUCAAUUUCAUUUGUCAUGUUGGGGUGUGUGGAAGAUGGAGUCUGCUUGAGGGUGAAGGUGCCGCUUUUUUCUUACACACACACACACACACACCACCAUGCAUUCUGGGAAUUGCGGUUAUGAUCCUGUCCUCUGCGCCGGGGGGGAGGGGGGCACAUGGUACUGCCUCAGAGCCCCGUUUCCUUCCUGUUCUUGCCUUCUCAGCACUCAGCGCUACAUUUCUGAAAUCACGCCUACUGCUAAUUUAGCAAAUAGAAAGGCAGAUGGGCUGAGUCGCAAUUUUGGAGUAGUUGAGUGAAGGUGAGUAUCUCAGCUGCAAAGUCCACGGGCUCCUCUCCCUCCAGCAGAAACCUUGCCUUCUCUCUGAAAAGGAAUCCCGUGGUCCACGUGUCCUGUUUGUGGGCACGGCAGCUCCUGCCGAAGAGCAGCAGCACCUCCUGGCCUGUUCAGACGCUCCUGUCUUUUGGUGCUGCUGCUGCUGCUGCUGUGCCUCUCUCCUACGCAUGCGUGAUUCGGCUGUGAUGCUCCUGGUCCCUUUCUCAAGCCGCAAUGCCUCACAGCUCAAAGAAGGCGCUGAAGCAGGUAGAAAGUGUUUUUAGAAACAUUAUUACUUUCCAGAGCGGUAAUGGAUGCCCAAGGAGUGGCCGUUCGUGGCUUUUGAAUGUGGCUAGCUUUUAACAGUGGCUGGUGUUUAGUUUCUCCUCCCCCUUCUCCCCCCCCCCCCCUGUGUCCCUGAUCCUCCUUGGAGUUGAUCCAGUUUAAUUGCUGUGGUUCUUUUUCUCCCCCUCCACCAUCCUUUGUUACGGUUUGAUAACCAAUAAUGGCUUCUUGGAAGGGUCAUCAGUAAGACCCGAUCCGUUCUCCCCUGUCCAUUUAAAUAACAAUUUUUAAGAAUUCCCAGAUGGAUUUCUUGGAUUAUUCAGACAUGGAAUGUUCCUACCUUGUUUCUUCUUUUGGCAUGUUUUUUUUUAAAAAAAAACAACAACAACACCUGGUUCCAGCUUUGGGAAAGGAUAGCCAGGCAGUACCUCUCAGUUAGCCAGACUCAGUCCAGUAGGUAAAGGAAGCCAUGACCAGGAAGAUGAGCAAGGGUGUGUGUGUGUGGGGGGGGGGGAUCUUACUCCACAGUUAUUAGAACAUCAAGUUGCUCAUCGCAGCCUGCCUUGUUGGAGGUGAGCGCGUCAGUUGCAAACUGUAGUGAGGCACGUUCCACUCUCACGGGCAGGGGCAUCAGUGGGAGUCCACAUGCUGCAAGAGCUAACCUUUCCUGCAAUUGCUGGCAUGCCUGUUUCUGCUUGCCCCUUGCCUAGUUAGGAAACCAGCUUGGGUAUGCCUACGUGGAGCAUCUUGCAAAGAGGAAUGGUUGUCCCAUGACUCACGCAGCCGUCUUACGGGCCUGACUUGGCAGCUGCUUCCUAUGGAGGCGGGAAAGCCCGUGGGCAUCUCUACACCUGUACUUGGCGCAGCUGGGCAUGUGGCUGCCUAAGCCUGGCGACACGACCAAAGCAGACCCGCCAGUCAGCUUUGUCUCAGGUGUGAUGUCCUGGCAGAAAUCUCUAGCAGGCCGGAGGUUCACGCUUUUCUGCAUCUCUUCCCCCCCCCCCCCCCAAUUUUGAUAACUGAAUGGAAGUUUUUGCCUUUAUUUCCCCUCACGUCGUUGGUUUAGUUUCAUCGCUGAAAUGCACUCUGCAGUGGGGCGGCCCCAGAAUGGCAUUUGGCUCUCGGAUGACAAUGUGGAUCAAACCUCAUGCCCUUGGGUGGCUUGAAAUGGUCAGAGUUCCGGUCCGCUCAGAUCUGGCGUUCAAGACUGGGGAUAGAGCCCCCUCUAUCCCUUAAGAGCCCCAAAUUUUAAAAAGUGCAGUUUGGUCUGUUACAUGGAGAAGCCUGCGCACCUUUUUUCCCCUCCUUUGAAUCUUUAAAAAACAGGUAGCGUCGAUGUUUCCUGGCACCUGUGCGUCCCUUCCAGAGCAAGCCCUAGGCUAAAACAAUCACUGGUUCUCCUGAAGCCACAAGAGAGUUGGGAACAGCGUCGUGUCCUGAAUUUUCUGGAGUGGCUUCUAUUUUGGGGAAGUUGCAAGCCCCCACCCCCAGCUCCCUCUGAACUUUCCCUCCGCUCGGCUCCCUCCACACACACACGCUUGCCGUCUCCUAGCAGCCGAAAGGCUGGGAACAAGCAGAACCCGCAAGCCUGUACGGUUAUGAAUGUUCCACCUUAGACAAAAGGGCAGUUUCCAAGGGAAAAAUAUCGGGGAGCUCAUAUUUGGGGCAGGGCAGGGAAAUCUGUUCCCCCCCCCUUUUUUUAGUCCCUUUUUAUGCUGCUGAUUUUGUGGGUGUUGGAAGAAAAUAAAAACGUAAUGAACUGUGCUCUUUUUUUGUUUCCUAUACAUACAGUACAAGUGGCUCUACCAUGGUCAUCUUUUAAAGAAAACAUUUGAAGGCCUUUAUUUUUAACCUCGGAGUUACUCGGUUUGAUGCAGUUCCUGCAGCUCCCCAGGCAGGCCUUGGCAGUCUUCAUCUAGACAGUAGAGCAGCAAGUGGGAAAGGCUGGGAAGAGCUUUUGGAUUUCUUUCUGUUUCUGGAGAACGUUGAGAAGUGCUUUCCUAUCUUCUUGGUGGUCAGGCAGAGAAAAACGGGAUGAGAUUGUCUCCGGCAGGCGAUUUUUGGGAAGAGGCCGGGGGGACGGGACGGGGGGGGGGGGGGGGGCAGCCUUGUGGCAGGAGAAUUAGAAUUUGAACUGAAUUCUGCAGCUGCUUUUGGGGAGGGGGGGGGCUGGCCCAGUUCCUCGACUGCUAAUAAUUCUCUCUUCCCUCCCCUCUGCAGGCGUUCAGUUGUUGUCUGUCAAACGGAGUAACUCCUGAGGAUUUGAAUGUAUAAUAUUCAGUGUUUGAGUUAAAAGUUGUCAAUGAACCGGUGGGAUCAUGUGAUCUAAUUACUGUACUUUUUGUUGUUGUUUUGGACAUAACAUAUGAAAAGUGAGGCUCUUGAUGGGGCAUGUGAGUGGGGUUAUUUUAUGUUUCUAUGCCUCUGUUUAAAUUAAAAAAGAGAAUAUUUACUAGGAUGUUCUACAGUAUAAAAGGUUCCUUGCUUUCUUUUUUGUUGUGCUUUAGGGUUUUAUUUCCUUCUCUGUGUGCGUGCGUGCGUGCGUGCGUGCGUGCGUGCGUGCGUGUGCGUGUGUGUUGGGGAGAGUUUAAAGAGAAUGUGGUAAGCAUUAUGAUGGUGCAAUUUUUUAAAAAAGAAAAAACUCAAUAUUUUCAUCAUGGGGAGAUAAAAUAAAUGGCACUUUACAUUAAA
This is a messenger RNA of Sphaerodactylus townsendi, 5429 nucleotides long. RefSeq names its product mitogen-activated protein kinase kinase 2 (gene MAP2K2). Gene Ontology annotation, molecular function: protein kinase activity; ATP binding. The record is from RefSeq and is a predicted model, not a curated record. Gene Ontology annotation, biological process: protein phosphorylation. The transcript has 11 exons. Lineage: Eukaryota; Metazoa; Chordata; Lepidosauria; Squamata; Sphaerodactylidae. The coding region runs from base 208 to 1416 and encodes 402 amino acids.